Molecule: messenger RNA, 2166 nt
Organism: Fomitopsis serialis
Lineage: Eukaryota; Fungi; Basidiomycota; Agaricomycetes; Polyporales; Fomitopsidaceae
Product: Adaptor protein complex beta subunit
Exons: 10
Coding region: 1-2166 (721 amino acids)
Biological process (GO): vesicle-mediated transport; intracellular protein transport
Cellular component (GO): membrane coat
Molecular function (GO): clathrin binding
Source: RefSeq, a predicted model, not a curated record
AUGAGCGGACAGGGUGCCCAAGAUGCCAAGUUCUUUCAAAGGGGCAAGAUCCAAGAGUUCCGCGCCGAGUUGCAGGCGGCGGAGACUAAGGACAAGAAAUUCACGAAACGGAAGACCGUUCUCAAGAAGAUAGUUGCUAACAUUACAAUGGGCAAUGACAUGUCACCACUGUUCAACGACGUGAUCCAAUGCCUAAGCAUACCUUCCCUUGAGAUCAAGAAGAUGGUAUAUCUCUUCCUGGUAUGCUACGGCAGAUCCAAGGCCGACCAAAUACGCCUCGUGAUGCCAAGCUUCCUCCAGGACUGUGAAGACCGGAAUCCUUUGAUCCGUGCCCUCGCAAUUCGAACGAUGUCAUACAUACCCGCUCCCAUUGUCGUAGAAGAGCUCGAAGACCCGCUACGGCAUGCUCUCAAGGACCGCGAUCCAUACGUCCGCAAGACCGCCGCCAUCUGCGUGGCGAAGCUGUACAACGCCGACCCACGGAAAUGCGAACGCAAUGGCUUCGUGGAGCUGCUCCGUGACCUCCUUCUGGAUACCAAUGCUACCGUCGUGGCAAAUGCUGUCGCUGCAUUGACCGAGAUCGGUGACCGGCAAGAUGGCGUUAUCUUCAAGUUAAACUUGACAGUUGCGAAUAAACUCCUAGCAGCACUGGGUGAAAGCUCAGAAUGGGGACAAAUCUACAUCCUUGACUCACUACUGCGAUAUGUACCCGAGAAGCAUGAGGACGCUGAACUGAUGGCUGAACGAGUUAUCGUCCAGCUACAACACGCUAACUCCGCUGUCGUUCUAACUACCAUCAAAGUUCUACUAUAUCUCAUGAACUACAUGGAGAACCGACGCUUGAUGGACUACAUCUGCAAGAAGAUGGGACCGCCAUUAGUGACACUACUAUCAUCUGGUCCUGAGGUGCAAUACGUAGCACUACGGAACAUACUGCUCAUCAUUCAACGACGACCACAAGUGCUCAAGAACGACGUGAAGGUGUUCUUCUGCAAGUAUAAUGAUCCAAUAUACGUCAAGCUUGCCAAGCUCGAGAUCAUGUAUCGUCUCGCAAGAGAAGAGAACGCCCGUGAGGUGCUCGCAGAGCUUCAAGAGUACGCAUCAGAGGUCGACGUCGACUUCGUGCGCAAAGCAGUGCGCUCAAUAGGCCGGCUCGCUAUCAAGGUGCAACCAGCAGCAGACGACUGCAUCAAGGCGCUCCUCGAGCUCAUCGAGACGAAGGUGACGUACGUCGUGCAGGAGGCCGUGAUCGUCAUCAAGGACGUCUUCCGGCGGUAUCCUGGGCGGUACGAGGGCAUCAUCCCCACGCUCUGCGCGAACCUCGACGCGCUCGACGAGCCCGAGAGCAAGGCAGCCAUGAUCUGGAUAGUGGGGCAGUUCGCGGACCGCAUAGAGAACGCGGACGAACUGAUGGACGACCUCACGUACACCUUCCUCGAGGAGCCGACUGAGGUCCAGCUCGCGCUCCUCUCCGCUGCGGUGAAGCUCUUCAUAUACAAGUCCCAGAGUGACACGACGAAGGCGCUCGUGCACAAGGUGUUGAAGUGGGCGACAGAAGAGGUCGAUAACCCUGACCUCCGCGAUAGAGGGUUCAUGUACUGGAGGUUGCUGGCGCUCAGCCCGUCGGGGGCGAGUGAGGUCAUCCUCGCGGAGAAGCCCGCGAUCACGACGGACGCGGAUCGUAUGGACCGCGGUGCGCUCGACCAGCUGCUCCUGCACACCGGGACGCUUGGUAGUAUAUACCAUAAGAACCCGGAGACCUUCAUCCGAGGCGCAACUGGCAAAGCGCUCACCGACAGCCCAGCCCUCAACCCCCUCUCGCGGCAAGUCCUCGUCCCCGUCGCGCGCACGCACCUCCUCCCCCCAGCCAGCAUCCGCGUGGCUGGCCCCGUCGACCCGCGCGUGGCCAACCCGCCCUCGCCCGUCCCGCCGCCCCGGCAGAACGGCGCGUCCCUCCCCGCGACGGCGCUCUCGCCGUCCGCAUCGCAGGCGUCGACGACGUCAACGGAGGACAACGACCACGACCACGAGGACCUCGUGCGCGCGGAGGCGGUCGCGCCCGCGAGCGACCCGUACGCUGCGCUCGACAAUGCGUUUGGAGGCUACGUCUCGGAUGGGCCGAGGCCGCAGCACAACGGGGAUGCGAAUGACGACUUGUUGUUCUGA